Molecule: messenger RNA, 930 nt
Organism: Pistacia vera
Lineage: Eukaryota; Viridiplantae; Streptophyta; Magnoliopsida; Sapindales; Anacardiaceae
Exons: 1
Coding region: 1-930 (309 amino acids)
Source: RefSeq, a predicted model, not a curated record
AUGGGGCCGCCUCCUGGAUACAUUUAUCCUCGCUUCCCUAAUCAUGUUUGUCAAUUAAAGAAAGCUUUUUAUGGCCUAAAGCAAGCUUCUCAUGUCUGGUUCCAAUGCUUUAGCUCCUUCCUUAUUCAGCUUGGUUUCUCUUGCAGUCGAGCUGAUACUUCUCUAUUUAUCUUCCAUAAGCACUCUGAUAUCAUUUAUUUGCUUCUAUAUGUUAAUGACAUUAUUAUUACUGGCAACAACUCAUCUCUCAUCCACAGAUUCACCUACAAACUCAACUCUGAGUUUGCCACUAAGGAUUUAGGUCCUCUCAGCUACUUUCUUGGCCUUGAAGCUUCGACAACUACAGAUGGCCUUUUCAUCAGUCAGCUGAAAUAUGCACGGGACAUUCUUACUCGAGCUCAAUUACUUGACAGCAAACCAGUCCACAGUCUUAUGGUUGUAUCUCAGCACUUGUCUGUAGAGGGUCCUCUAUUCUCAAAUCCUACUUUUUACAGAUCUCUAGUUGGCGCCCUUCAAUACUUGACCAUCACACGCCCAGAUAUUGCUCAUGCUGUCAACUAUGUCUGUCAAUUUCUGCAGGCUCCAAUAGCAGAUAAUUUUCUCACAGUUAAGCGAAUUCUUCGCUAUAUCAAGGGCACUCUUCAUUUUGGCAUCACUUUCCACUCCUCUGCUACUCCUAGUGCUCUCAUUGCUUACUCUGAUGCUGAUUGGGCAGGAUGCCUUGAUACUCACCGGUCUACCUCUCGUUACUCCAUCUAUCUUGGAGGAAAUUUGAUUUCUUGGAGUGCUAAGAAACAACCCACAGUCUCUCAUUCAAGCUGUGAGUCUGAGUAUCAUGCCCUUGCACAUGCUGCUGCUGAGCUCCUUUGGAUUACGUACCCUUCAAGACUUACAUGUGUCACUUCCACAACGGCCUCUUCUUCUAUGUGA